Bradysia coprophila is the source of this 1726-nucleotide messenger RNA. RefSeq lists its product as uncharacterized. The record is from RefSeq and is a predicted model, not a curated record. Gene Ontology annotation, molecular function: DNA binding. NCBI's taxonomy places the organism in Eukaryota, Metazoa, Arthropoda, Insecta, Diptera, Sciaridae.
AAAACUCAAAUCUCAUUUCUGUUCAGUUUUUGUUUGAUUGUUUUUUAGCAGUAUACAAUGUUACGACGAGAUCCGAAACAAAUAUGAAAAUCCCACGCGUGUGAAUAACUUGUUCGAAAGAUUUCUUUCAUUGUCGAGUGUUGUGUAGUAGCACAAUCAAAUCGAAUUAAGUAGGCAACUAAAAGUGUUGCAAGCAUUAAAGCUUCAUAACAAAGCAGGAAUAAGAAAAUAAUUUCCGAUUUGCGACCGUUAUCGCAAUAAUUUUUUGAAAUGAUGCAAAAUCCUCAGGACAGCAAUUUGGAAACAAGUUUUGAAGCACAGCAACCAAUUGCAUCCAAUGUGCUGAAUGGUUACGACGAAUUUAUGAGUUGGCGAAAAUCAUGGAACAUAAAUUCGCUCACCGAAGAAGUGUUCAUCGAAUUUUUCCGCGAAGCGGCUCAAACUCUACCACCGGAAUUGCUGCGGACGCUAUUUUUCACAUUGAAAAAUCGAAUGCGAUCUGUACACAAUGUGAACUUGAUGGAAUUCGCUUCGUUGAAUGCUUUCGUUCAACAGAAAGGAUCUAUCGGCACGAAGAACACACAUGGGAAGGCAAAAAAAACUGGGACUAGAGUAACAAUUAAUUUCUCUAAUGAUGAGAUCAACAAAUUUUUGACCGAAGCUCCAGAUUCUAAGUAUUUGGCAGUUAAGACUGCGACUGUGAUCGGAACGCAUACUGUCUGCGCCUUCACUGAUAUUAGACUUAUCAGAAUGAACAUGGUAAAUGAUUUUGGUUCCGGGAUUGUUGUACGAAUUCCACAACGAAGAGCCGAUAGAACAAGGGAUAAUGUCACAAUUAGUGGAGAGUACGCUGCCAUUGUACGAAAAUAUCUUCGAUUGAGAUUGAGAGCACCGAUCGAAAUCAAGACUACAAAAUUUUUUAUUCAUUACCGACAAGGAAAGUGCUGGCCUGGAGCAAUUGGAAGAAAACCCAUUGGCAAAAUGGCUGAAGAAAUAGCUCGGUAUCUGAAAUUGGAAAAUCCGGAGAACUAUACCACAGAAAGUUUUCGAAUGAUUUCGCCGAAAAUGGUUAACAACGGAUUGCAUACCGACGCGACUGAACGUAGUUCUUCCACCAUUCCAUCAUGCACUAUCACCGGAUCUGAAGCAACUUCCUUCAACGUUGGCAUGAGCAACGCAACGAAUUCUGUAGACUAUAUUAGUCUAUCAUCCUCGGACGCUGAGGACUAUGGUCUACAAUAUGGGCUCAGUGGCACAAACGAUGCGAUUGAUGUGGACCCCGAUGAUAAAGAUAGUCGAGCCCCAUCACCUAGGUCGAACGAAAAGAUGUCUGAUGCUGAUGUCAGUGCUGACAUAUUCAACAAAAGCCUUACCGUAACACAUCGAACGGUGCAAUCAAAGAUUGACGAGCAGGCGAAACAAAUUGUUCGAUUGAAACAGGUGGUCGAGGAUCAAAGCUUGGAAAUUAAAAUUUUGAAAGAUUUAUUGGCGGAUUCAAUGAAACGAAGUAUACGGGAUGAAAUGUCAAGGGAAAACGCAAUGGGUUACCGAUAAUUAGGAUUGAUAUUUCGAACACACGCCUGCGAAUGUCAGAAACUUGGAAAUGUUGAAGUGACCAGCAUGAAAUCAUUCGUGUAAUGAUAAGAGAGAAACUUUAUGUGUGAUAUUCUCAUCCAGUCUUAAAAUAUGAAAUAAAAACUUUUUUUUUUAAUUUUCUGUACUAAAA